Messenger RNA from Exophiala viscosa, 2162 nucleotides. Its product is annotated as ubiquitin-conjugating enzyme E2 Z. The transcript has 4 exons. Lineage: Eukaryota; Fungi; Ascomycota; Eurotiomycetes; Chaetothyriales; Herpotrichiellaceae. Bases 424 to 1800 code for a protein of 458 amino acids. The record is from RefSeq and is a predicted model, not a curated record.
CUGCUCGGCACCAACCGUCUCGUACUCUACAGGAACCACGUUCAUUCUCUUCCACGCGAAGGGUGCUCUUGCUGGGUAGUGGUUGCCUAGCCCAGUCGCGCACACGUGAACCAGAAUGAUGCCUUGUUGAUGAACGAGACAAGCUUUGUUCUCUACUGGUCGAUACAAACUUCAACAGGCUACCAGACGCCUGUUACCUGGAUCUUCUGCAAAAGCACAUGCAGGAUACCGCGUUCCGCUGCAGGCGCUUUUUGACUGCUUGCUCUUCAUGCUGUGAAACACAGCCUCAUAACUUCCACCUCUCUUCAGAUCUUCUUUGCGCGGGCAAUGUUCCUCUUCGUCUCAUACCUUUCUUGACUGAGUACUUACUUGCGGUUGCCACCUCGUUUCCUCUGAUCGUGGUCACAGUCACACGCGCCCACCAUGUCUAACCAAACCAUCUUGAGAAUAACAAGGGAGAUCGCUCAGAUCCAACAGGGAAGCGACUUGUCUAUAGCGGUAGCCUGCCAGGAAAGCGACGUGCGCCAUCUCAAAGCCCUGAUCAUCGGUCCUCAUGGGACUCCCUACGAGUUCGGCUUCUUCGAGUUCACCGUCAAGUUCGGCAUGGAAUACCCAAGCAGACCCCCGAAAGUCGAAGCAAAAACCACAAAUGCAGGAAGAACACGGUUCAACCCCAACAUCUAUGCCGGUGGGAAAGUCUGUCUUUCCAUUCUGGGUACUUGGCAUGGUGAGAAGCCGGGCGAAGAAUGGUCAUCUGCACAAGGGCUGGAGUCAAUAUUGUGGUCCAUACAAAGUUUGAUGUCCAACACCCCAUAUGGCAAUGAACCUGGCUACGAGAAUGCUAAGGGCAGAGACGACCAGAAGAUGAACGACCUUUACUGUGCCAAGAUUCGUCACGAAACACUGCGAAUCGCUGUCAUCGCGAAGCUGGAAGAUGCUCUGGGCAUUCAGGCUGAUGGAAGUGUUGCAACUCCUGAAGACUCUCCGAAAUGGUCGUCUGACGAGGAAGAAGAAGCAGGCGACGAGAUGAACGACGAAGACGUGGCCGAGGCACAGGCGAAACUCAAAUUCGAGCCGUUCAAAGACCUCUACAAACGAAGAUUUCUAUGGUAUUUCGAGCACUACAUGUCUACAGUUCUCGAGCACACCCCGAAACACAAAGAUGGUUCCGACUUCACCAAAAUGCCGUUCGAAGGAGGAGGCAAUACCAUGGACGGGAAGUUCCAGUACAAUGCUCUCGGCAAGAAACUGGUCCGCAUCAAGGAAGUGCUUCGAGACGAAACCAAAUCUUGGGCUGUCGAAGGUCUAGCUUUGAAGGAAAGAGAGUCUUCCAAGGCUGCUGGAGUGCAACGUCAAUCGGAACAACUGGCCGACUACUUGAAGAGGAAGAAGCACCACAAUAUCAGCGUUGAACUGGAGAACGGCAAUCCGUAUGUCUGGAUUAUGACAUACUUCGGUAAACCCAGCACCCAUCUGGACGGUGGAAUAUUCAAGAUCAAAAUGAACAUCAGUCCUCGCUUUCCGGACGAGCAGCCUCGGGUCAAAGUUGAAACACCAAUCUAUCACCACCGAGUCUCGAAAGAUGGAGUUUUGUGUUACUUCCCAAGCCGGCCGGACGAGCUCAGAAAUCAUGUCGAGGCUAUUGCAGAGGCAUUAGAAGAGGAAUCUCCGCCGUAUGACCCUCGGACGAUCGUACACCCCGAAGCCACGAAGCUGCUUUGGGGCUCUGAUGAUGACAAGAAGAAAUAUUACCGUCAAGUCAGAAGGUCAGCACAGCGUACGACCGAGGAAUCCGUAUGAGUCAAGAGGCUUCCUCAGACUGUUGACAUUUUGCACAAUUAGCGUGUGGAUGGCGUUGAGGCGAACCGCGUCGGAAGGGAAAGCAAUGGCAAUGAUUCAAUACAGGGCUCUCAAGGGCUUGCACGGCAUGUGUGCUGCAUCACCCACGCGAAGCAGUCCAGAUACCGUUACAAGAUCAAAACAAGGGCGACCGACCUGCGACCAAAGGUAGUCUUGCAGUUAGGUACAAGUAGCCUUGUCCUCCCUCUGUGGAGCGUAACAUGCAGCAAAUAUAUGCUUUCCACCGACAUCGACUCUGCUGUUCUUCGCAUCGUAGACACAUGAGAGUGGGCUGUUUCGGAAGACGGCUGGCUGAGGGUUGA